Messenger RNA from Candoia aspera, 3230 nucleotides. RefSeq names its product solute carrier family 25 member 31 (gene SLC25A31). The transcript is spliced from 6 exons. Lineage: Eukaryota; Metazoa; Chordata; Lepidosauria; Squamata; Candoiidae. The record is from RefSeq and is a predicted model, not a curated record. Gene Ontology annotation, cellular component: mitochondrial inner membrane. Gene Ontology annotation, molecular function: ATP:ADP antiporter activity. Gene Ontology annotation, biological process: mitochondrial ADP transmembrane transport; mitochondrial ATP transmembrane transport. The coding region runs from base 69 to 1013 and encodes 314 amino acids.
UGGUGCCAGGUGAUGCUGCUUGCAGGCCCUAGUUCCACCAACACCUUUGUUUCUACCCAACUGACAUCAUGCAGGCUGCUGAGGGGCAGCAGCUUUUUGAUCCUGUUUCUUUUGGGAAGGACCUCAUGAUAGGUGGGGUGGCAGCUGCUGUUUCCAAAACAACAGUAGCACCCAUUGAACGUGUGAAGCUCCUGCUCCAAGUUCAGGCCUCAUCCAAACAGAUCCGUGCUGACCAGCAAUACAGAGGCAUGAUAGAUUGCUUUGUACGCAUUCCUCGGGAGCAAGGAUUUCUCAGUUUCUGGCGUGGCAAUCUUGCCAAUGUUAUCCGAUAUUUCCCAACUCAAGCCCUAAACUUUGCCUUUAAGGACAAAUACAAGCAGAUUUUCAUGACUGGAGUUGAUAAAGAUAAACAGUUUAUGAGAUGGUUCAUUUCAAAUCUGGCUUCUGGUGGAGCAGCUGGGGCUACUUCACUGUGCGUGGUAUAUCCCCUGGACUUUGCACGAACUCGAUUGGGUGCUGACAUUGGUAAAGGCCCCUCAGAGAGACAAUUCACAGGUCUUGCUGACUGUAUUGUUAAAAUUGCCAAAAAAGAUGGAAUUGCUGGUCUAUACCAAGGAUUUAGCGUUUCAGUACAAGGAAUUAUUGUAUAUCGGGCGUCUUAUUUUGGAUGUUAUGACACCAUAAAAGGAAUGCUACCAAAUCCAAAAGAAACCCCAUUCAUUAUUUCUUUUGCAAUUGCUCAAGUGGUGACAGUAUUUUCUGGGAUACUCUCGUAUCCAUUUGACACUGUCAGAAGACGCAUGAUGAUGCAGAGUGGAGAGGCUGAACGUCAGUAUAAAGGAACCAUUGACUGCUUUAUCAAGAUAUAUGGCCAGGAAGGAAUAAAUGCCUUCUUUCGUGGGGCAUUUUCAAAUGUUCUUCGUGGGACAGGAGGUGCCUUGGUGCUAGUCCUUUACGACAAAAUCAAGGAAUUUCUUAAUAUUGAUCCCUCAUUAGGCCGGUCAACUGACUAAAGCCACUGAUGAUCUAAUUUACCUGCAUUGCACACACAGAGAUAAAAAUCUUAUUGUUUUGAAUAUUGGCUUAUUAAUUACUAUUCCACUUUGUAACAAGUCAGUGGUAUUUCCUGUUACGAUUUUAAAGCAACUUAACAGCAUAUGUUUUUUUUAUAAAAGGUCAUACUUACUUUUGUUACUUUCAAAUAGCUCCUGCCUUUUGUUUCCUUUUCCAGUCUUUUCCUUGUGUCAUUAUCUUUACUGUCAAAAUCAAGAUUCUUGGAUUUCAUCUUGAUGAUAAGCAACUAAAGAGGGAAAGGAAACAAUGAAUGGCCUAGCCAUACUUAUCUAUCAUAGUUGAUGGAUGAGCUUGGGUUGCAAUCCAGUUUUCUCAGAGCCAAGCCCAGUAGUGUUCAUUGGAGUUUAACUUUUUUCUAUUAGCAAGAAAUAAGAGCUUUUCCAAGCAAAGUUAAAGAAAGUAUAGACAGAUUAUAGCUCCUGUUAGUGUGAAUUUAUUCAGAUUAUUUUGUUCAAUAGUUUGAAUUAAGGGUGACUUGGAAUGAGUGUACUGUAGUGUGCUAUAGCAAAGUAAUAAUAGUUCUUUGCUAGGAGAUUAUGUUUUCCUUAAACUUUUCCAGUAUCACAGAAGGAGAAAAAAGGGUGUGUAUGUGAAGCAAAAGCUGGACAUGUUCAGGUAAAGGAUAGGUAAAACUAUCUGGGAGUCUCAGUUAUGCCUUUCCAAAGCAAUAAAAAAGCAUUAAAAUGCAAUAAACAGAGUAAAAGACAGUAAAUCAGAAUAAGACAGAGAAAGAGAAUAUUAAAACCUCAAAGAUCACAAAAAGAAAGAAAUUAAAGGAAUACUCAGUUAAGAAUCUACUAGUAAAUCUGUAUGUCUAUGAAAAAAGAAUAUAUUUCACCCAUACUGGAAAGGUUUCUGAGCAGAUAUAAAGAACUCUACAGAGAAAGCAUGAUGUUUGUGUCACCAUAGUCAUCUUUCCAAUAGACUCCUGCUUAAUGUCCAUUGAUACUGGUCUCAGAAAAAAGGGUUCAGAAGAUCUUAUGAUAAUAAUAAAGAACAUGAUUGUUUAGAUAGUCUCAUCUAAGGUUUUAAAACCAAAACCACCAUUUAAAUUGACUCUCAUAUACUAGGAACCAAUAAAAAUCUGUUGUUGAUACCCAUCCAGGGAAAUAAUCUUACUGUUGUAUUCUGCAUCAGAUUUUUCAGAAGCAAAUAUCUGGAAAAAACAUUUUAGCCCAGUUAUGAGUAGAAUAUUAACCAGAGUUGGCCAGGCAAUUGCUAGAAAAUAUCCCUUAAAUUCUUAGCCACAUAUUAGGAAUUAACAUUUAUUUGGUCAGUUUCAUCCACACAUUUUUUAAUAAUCUUUGUUCUGUAGAGUUUCAUGAUAAGGAAAAUUAUAUAGAUCCAAAUAAUCAGGAUAAGCAUCACCACCCAUGACAAACAGGGUGAAUAAUACUGCAGGGGUCAAUCAAAUCAGGGAUGGGUUUGUUUUUUCCUAAAUUUAGUAUGAAAAAUUAUGUAUGCAACUGGAGUGGCAAAUUUCUAAUUCCAACAUCGAAUAGGAUGGUAAAGAGAAAAGAAAAUAUUGGUUGUUCAAUAGAUGGUGGUAAGAAAAGUCAUAUGCCAGUCAACAAGCUUACAGUAAAAUCUUUUUUCUCUUCAUGCAUCACCUGCAUUCUCACAGAUCAAUGCCUGUGGUAAUAACAUGCUCAGUUAGCUGCACCCUGAAGUAUGUUUGAGGAAGGAUUGUAGGGGAAUUUUUGUCAACCCCAACAGCUGAAGUUGCGUUUUUGGAACUGUGGCUGCAGGGUGUUCUCUCUCAGGGAAGACAAAGUUUAUAAACAAGCAAGCAAGCAGUUUUAUUAAGUUGGUUACAGACAGCAUCUUCCUGUAUACCAUAUUAGAAAAAAACAACAUUGUCAAAAAGUAAUUGGUUGAUUUGAAAAAAGAGCAACUUCACCCUUAAUCAAGAACAGUUAUCACAAACUUGAUGUUAAAAAGUAUUUACAAAUAAAACAAUUUGCUUUAUUUGCACAAUAUUCUUAAUUAUUAUAAUAAUCCAUGGGUUAUAGGUUACAGUGGCUGCAUUUACACAAUGUGCUAAAUCAGAAUAUAUUUGGUUUUAGCUUAUUGUGUGCUGACCCUGUGAACCUCUUGCUGCCAAAACCAUUUUGAUUUAUAACUGGAACUAAAGUUGGGUUCACACAUUGAAUUAA